This is a messenger RNA of Dentiscutata erythropus, 984 nucleotides long. NCBI's taxonomy places the organism in Eukaryota, Fungi, Glomeromycota, Glomeromycetes, Diversisporales, Gigasporaceae. The record is from the annotation of a GenBank genome assembly.
AUGGAGGAUAAUAAAUCGAAUUCUCUUAAAGACAACGUACCCGUUCAAAAUGAAGAUUUUCCAAAAAUUAUAGAGGAUGAAAGUUAUACUUAUGAACCGGUUUCUCUUAAUGACCAAGUGUCCGAGGAUGAAGAUAACGAAAUACUUCAAUACGUUCGGUUUAAAAUUAUAACUUUAAAUGAAGAAUAUAAGUGGUAUAAGAUAAAUAUGAAAAUUCGAUUUCAUAUGUGUGUUGCACAAAUUUUUAUCGCGUUAAUUUCAAUUUUUAUUGGUCAACUAUUAUCAGUGGCCAAACAUAUCAAUACAAUUGAUGACAUUGGUAAAAUUGGAUCAGUGGUUUCAUCUAUCUUUGUGAUAGCUGGUACAAUCACAACAAUUUUUACUGUGUACUUAAAUAAUUCUUCGGAAAAAUAUUUUGAGAGGAGUGGUAAUACUGAAAUUACCGAAAGACAUGGUUUAUUUUGGGUAGGAGAAGUUUGGAUAUGUUGCAUUAUUCUGUCGAAGUCAUUUGAUUUGGUUAAUAACUUAGAGUAUAGAUUAAAUCAAAAAUAUGAUAUAUCUAAAUAUCUUAUUGAAGAUUCGUUAGAUUCUAAUGUUAAAGAAAAGGAGUUGGGUUGUUUGUUUAACAUUAUUAAGUUUGUGAUUAAAGUUUUUAAUCUUUGCUUUUUACCUUAUUAUUGGUUAAGUGGAAGAAUUGUAUUUCGAGACCAAACCAAGCAAUCUUCGGAUGAGGAUCAACUACCACUGAGAAGCAAUCAAAGUCAAACUUCGAAAGAAGAGGAGCAAAAUCCAGUUUUGGAGACUUAUUUUAAAUAUUUUGUUGUUAAUAAUUUAGAGUUAUAUCCAAAUGAGGAAUUUGCGAUUAAAAGUAUUUUAAAUGGUGCUAUAAUUACUACAGGAGAAGGUACAAAAGAAAAAUAUGAUCCAGAAUUUAUUCGUAAGAUUUUACGAAGCAAAUUUCAUGGAAAAACCAUUUUCAUUUAG